AUGGAGAAGAGAAAGUACCUGGUUCCCUGUGACAUGCCGGUUGGGCAGUUUGUUUUCAUACUACGCUCCAGGCUGCACCUAUCUCCAGGAACAGCUCUCUUUGUGUUUGUAAACAACACUUUGCCCCAAACAGCUAGCCUGAUGGGAAGUGUUUAUGACUCGUACAAGGACAAGGAUGGCUUCCUUUACAUGUGCUACAGCAGCGAGAAGACAUUUGGCUGA
This is a messenger RNA of Miscanthus lutarioriparius, 222 nucleotides long. The record is from the annotation of a GenBank genome assembly. Lineage: Eukaryota; Viridiplantae; Streptophyta; Magnoliopsida; Poales; Poaceae.